Molecule: messenger RNA, 3678 nt
Organism: Plectropomus leopardus (leopard coralgrouper)
Lineage: Eukaryota; Metazoa; Chordata; Actinopteri; Perciformes; Serranidae
Product: putative RNA helicase mov-10-B.2
Molecular function (GO): RNA binding; 5'-3' RNA helicase activity
Source: RefSeq, a predicted model, not a curated record
AUCCUCUGGCUCUCCUCUGAGAUGCAAAUAAAAGCCGCGUAUAGACGAGCGAUACACUGUUUCCAUACUGAGACGAGUAACGGGGACGUUUUCAUUUUUGAGCAUCUUUGAUCACAUCAGUCUUCGAUCAUGGCUAAGAAGACGAUAUCUGUAUGCUGCCAAAUUGGGGUCGAUUUCUUUGAGUUUCUGAAGGAGAGCGAUCGAGCAUCCAUUACAGACAGACUGGAACUAAGAGACAUUUACAACAAUGAAUUCAGGAGCCGAAAUCCAGAGACCAAAGAUCCAAACUUUGGGUCAGUUCUCCAUGCCCUCAAGGUGUCCAACAAAAUAACAAGGCGAAGAGACAAUAUUCGCUUCAACUCUAGGGUCACAGCUCUUUUCAUGGACCAGUGGCAUACUCCGAGGGGGCGUCGACCAGAGCCUGUCCAGAACGGAGUGGUCGCUUUGAGGACAGAACAGACCUUCACCUCUGGAGAUCAAGCAGAAACAGGAGUGCGAGCCCGUAGGAGACUAGCCAGUCUUCUGAUGGAAAAGCUGAAGUCUAACAAGGCUCAGUUUAUCUCUGACAAACAUGGUAUCUGCAUCCGCUCUGACCGUCAGUUUAACAACGGAAAACUCUCCUUGUAUGUGGACGGCACAUGUGAGUGUGUGGUAAAUUUGAAUGUGGAAAACACAGGAACAGAACCGGUGUAUUUCACCUACUACACCCCUCUGCACUGGCUCAGGGACCUCAUUCUGAGGGAUGAACACAACGUGACCAAGAAAAACCCUCUCUGUCUAAAACCAGGUGAAAGUUAUGAAGUCCAGGUUCACUUCUGCUGCAGUGUGGUUGGUUUCUAUCCAGCUACACUGGCCUUUGAAUUCAAACCGGACCUGCAGCCCUCUUCUUCUGCGUUCCACAUUGUGCGCUUCAUUGAGGCUCAGUGCAGAACUGCAUUAGGACUGGAGUUGGCACCUAUAGCGCCCUACAAACCCCGCUCCCUCCCUGCCUGGACGCCGGAAACAAAUUUCACGAUUGAGGAUGGACAGCGACCUGAAGGGCUGUCAGUGAUGCAGCUAAAAAAUGUGAUUGAGCUAAAACAGUAUCGAAUACCAGAAUACAUGAACCAGCUCAUCCAAUCACUGAAGCAGUCCUACUACUGUGAUAGAAGAAAGACCUUGCUGAAAAGUCCCCUGAGCUGGGACAACUACUCAGAGAAGUUUCAGCUGCUGCUGUAUCUGGAGGAGCUUCAGAUGGAGGUGGACAUCAAGAGAUACAACAUCCCCAACAGUGAAAAAGAACACGCCAUCAUGUCAAGAGAUCCAGCCAACAAGAAACUUCUCAUUCUGGAGGUACCUGGUGUGUCUGAGAACCGCCCAUCUGUGCUACGAGGGGAUUCGCUGCUGGCGUAUCCUACAGAAGAAAAACAGGUGAAGUACCGUGGCUAUGUCCACAGUGUGCAGAGGGACACGGUCAAACUGGGCUUUAACUCAAAAUUGCUGGAUCGCUUUAUAGAUAACAUGAAGUUCAAUGUUGAGUUCACUGUCAACCGCCUGACUGUGCGCGUUCAGCACAGAGCAGCUGAGCUGGCAGCUACGUUCAGAUUGGGACAGGUGCUGUUCCCUGCUGCACCCACUGACUCCUCUCAGCAGCCUGAGCUUCCCCGACUCAGGCUGUUUGACACAAAGCUGGAGAAAAACAAAGAGCAGUAUCAGGCUGUCCAACACAUUAUAGCUGGCUCGUCCAAGCCUGCCCCUUACCUGGUGUUUGGCCCACCAGGAACAGGAAAAACUGUGACUCUGGUUGAGGCCAUCAAGCAGAUAGAGAAGACCCAGCCCUCCUGUCACAUCCUGGCCUGCGCUCCCUCAAACAGUGCUGCAGAUCUGCUCUGCGAGAAGAUUUGCGAACACGUGGACGAGCAUAAAGUGCUCCGCAUGUACGCAAGCAGCCGGGACCCAGAUCAUGUCCCCAAUAAACUCAAGGCAUGCUCUAACCUGGUAGGGGAUUGUUACGUUUUUCAUGCUAAAGAGAAGCUGAUGGAGUAUAAAAUCAUGGUCACCACCCUGUUAACAGCUGGAAGGCUGGUCACAGGAGACAUUCCUGAUGGUCAUUUCACUCAUGUGUUUGUGGACGAGGCGGGACAUGCUGUGGAGACUGAAUGUUUAGUCCCACUGGCAGGGCUGCUGGAUGCACAGUCUGGUCAGGUGGUUCUGGCUGGAGACCCCAAGCAGCUCGGACCCAUUCUCAGAUCCCCCUUUGCAUUGAAAUACGGCAUGGGAGUGUCCCUCCUUGAGCGCAUGAUGAAUGAUUUCUCUCUGUACCGGAAGGACGAGGGUGUGUUCGACAAUCGCUUUGUCACCAAACUGCUGCGCAACUACAGGUCCCAUCCUGCCAUUCUGAAGGUUCCCAACGAGCUCUUCUAUGAAGGAGAGCUGCAGUGUUGCGCAAAUGAAAUUUUGCGAAACUCCUACUGCGGCUGGGAAUAUCUCAGGAGAAAGGACUUCCCGGUGAUCUUCCAUGGGGUGACUGGUUUAGACGAGCGUGAGGCCAGCAGUCCUUCAUUCUUCAACACAGCAGAAGUGGAGGUGCUGAUGGACUACGUGAAGAAACUGCUGCAGACACAAGGCAAGAAGGGCCUCGCCACCAUCUCCCCCAGAGACAUAGGCAUCAUCGCACCCUACAGGAAACAGGUGCAGAAAAUCCGCAGGGCCCUGGAAAAAGUUGGAAGAGACUUUAAAUUUAAGGACAUGAAUGCCCUAAAGGUUGGUUCGGUGGAGGAGUUCCAAGGCCAGGAGAGAAGAGUGAUCAUGGUGUCCACAGUUCGGAGCAGCCCUGAUUACGUAGAGAUAGACAAGCAGUUCAACCUCGGCUUUGUCAAGAAUGAGAAGAGAUUUAACGUGGCUGUGACUCGAGCUAAAGCCCUGCUGAUUGUGGUGGGAAACCCCAGAGUGCUGAACACAGAUCCUACCUGGGCCCGGUUCAUCCAGUACUGUCGAGAGGAAGGAGGCUACACUGGUUACGAGCCUGUAGAGGAAGACGAGGAUGUGGCAGUGAGACUUGCUGCCCUCUGCAUCGACAUCAAUGUUGAAGUGGAGACUGCAGAGAGCGUCGUUCAACAGCACCUGGACCCCGAGUGGAGGAGUGACCUGUGAGGAAGAGGAGAGCACAAACUUCCAUCCUGAUUCAUUUUGCAUCACAGUUUCAGGACAACAAGAUUGUCCUCAAUUUUUCUGAAAAUGGCCGAAUGGCAUCUUUCUACUUAUUUCCACAGCAUUCUUAUAACCAAAAUAACAGCGUUUCAAAAUCCCUUUUAAUAUCAACUGUAUGAACUUGACCAAAGACCGUGAUAGGGGACAGGGAGCUGAUUCUUGUUUGGAGCAGACAGUUUGUCUUUGACUACCUCAGUUAAUUGCACUAACAUGCCUUCCCCCUGCAAUACAGCUGCUCCUAUUACUUUGUUCAAGCUGCAGCAAAUUAUAUGGGGAUUUUAAUGUUCAGUUUUAAAAUUAAUUUGUAUUGUUCUAAAGAAUGACUUUCACCAACCAAAAAUGUUGAUCUCAGGGUUGUUAUUUGACAGAUUUCCAUUUUUCUCGAUCAUUGCUGCUUUUAGAAUCAUAUCAUGCUCAUGUGUCCAAUUCUUAGUAAAGCUUUUUAAGUUAAUAUUAACCAAAUUAAAAAUGUUUAUGGUCUAUUUUGAA